UAGAGCAAUGAAAUCAAGAUCGUGCCUAGAGCUACAUUUUAGAGCGGUGGCGGAGAGUUUCUAUUUUGUUAAAUACUAUUGUUUUCAAUUUUCCCGGAAGCUAGAAUGUGCUUUCCGUACUGGCAGAUCACUGAGGGAUAAACAUAUUUCACCAUUGAUACCCGGUAUGAGAAAUGGGCAUCACAGGCAUAGUAGUACAACACCGGCGGAUGAUCCAUCUCAAUUCCCUGGCGCUAAAGCUCCAUUCGUAUCAGACUUAAAAUUAAUAUUGGAAUCUGAAUACGAUGCCAUUCCUAUUUAUCGUGUUAUGGACAGCGAUGGGUAUAUUGCAGAUAAAACACAGGAUCCCAAUUUGAGUAAGGAGGUAGUGCAAAAGAUGUUCAAUGAUAUGGUUUUGCUAAACACUAUGGAUAAAAUGUUAUACGAAUCUCAGCGUCAGGGACGCAUAUCAUUUUAUAUGACGAAUUUUGGAGAAGAAGCGUCUCAUAUUGGAAGUGCAGCUGCUUUAGAAAUGCGUGAUUUGAUCUUUGGCCAAUACCGAGAAGUCGGUGUACUAGUUUGGCGUGGUUUUCGCAUCGACCAAUUCAUUGAUCAAUGUUAUGGCAAUUGCGACGACCUAGGGCGAGGCAAGCAAAUGCCAGUACAUUAUGGCAGCAAAGAACUAAAUUUUGUAACCAUAUCCAGUCCUUUGUCUACUCAAAUGCCACAGGCUGCGGGAGCAGCAUACGCUAUGAAAUUACGUCCAAAUAAUGAUGCAUGUGUUGUAUGCUACUUUGGUGAAGGUGCUGCAUCGGAGGGCGAUGCUCACGCCGCUUUUAACUUUGCCGCAACGCUCGAAUGCCCAGUUAUUAUGUUUUGCCGAAACAAUGGUUUCGCAAUUUCAACUCCUUCGUAUGAACAAUACAAGGGCGACGGAAUAGCAGCAAGGGCCCAUGGUUAUGGCAUGGCAACCAUUCGUGUGGAUGGCACAGAUGUUUUCGCCGUUUACAAUGCUAUGAAGCUGGCCCGUGAAUAUGUCCUCCGUGAAAAUAAACCUGUUGUGUUUGAGGCUAUGGCAUACCGUGUUGGUCAUCAUUCAACUUCAGAUGAUAGUACGGCUUAUAGAUCAGCAGAUGAAACUGAAGUGUGGAACUCCAAAGAACACCCGCUUUCUAAAUUAAAAAGCUACAUGGUACGGAAAGGCUGGUUCAAUGAAAACGAUGAAAAAGAAUUUGUAAAAGAAGUACGUAAGAAGGUGUUGAAGCAAAAUAAUAUAUCGGAGAAGAAACUUAAACCUAAUUGGAAAGAGAUGUUCGAAGGUGUAUACUACGAAAUACCUCCACAUUUGAUGGAACAAAUGAAGGAAUUGGAAUUGCAUAUCAAAAAUCAUGCGGACCAAUAUCCAACAAAAAGCUUUGAAGCUUAAAUUUCUAUUACAAAUAGCACAUUUCUUAACUGUUAUUUAGCAUUUGGCUGAUUCACCUUAGAGUUUUCCGUAACUACUAUCUGUCAAUAGAUAAUUAACACAGGCUUCGACUUAACUUGUGAUACUUGAAGUGCAUUUAUUAAUUUUAAGAAUGUUUGUAUGUAUAUAAUCCAAUGUCUGAUUAAAAAAAGACGCAUUUAAAUCUCUGGAAAAGGUAUCUAGUAAAAUAAAUAUUUUAUACAAUUGCAUACAAUAAAAUGAAGAAUAUA
Molecule: messenger RNA, 1674 nt
Organism: Ceratitis capitata (Mediterranean fruit fly)
Lineage: Eukaryota; Metazoa; Arthropoda; Insecta; Diptera; Tephritidae
Gene: BckdhA
Product: 2-oxoisovalerate dehydrogenase subunit alpha, mitochondrial
Exons: 7
Coding region: 8-1405 (465 amino acids)
Biological process (GO): branched-chain amino acid catabolic process
Molecular function (GO): oxidoreductase activity, acting on the aldehyde or oxo group of donors, disulfide as acceptor
Source: RefSeq, a predicted model, not a curated record